AUGAAUGCGUUCGAAUUCAGGAGACAAGCGAACGAGAUUUACAUCGAGUUUCCUGAUCUACGGGGUGAACAAGAAACCUACUUCAUUGCCUUUGAGUUACUGUACGAAGAGCUUCGUGUUUCGAUUUGUGCCGCUUUGGACAGCCAUCGUGCACAGCAAGCUACUAUACCACCAAAGCUAGCUGUUCCCGAAGCAGGAGGACAGGCACAGCAGUUGGUCGUCAAUCAACCACUCGGGUUGCCGCAUGUCCCACUUCCAUCCUUUGAUGGAACGUAUGAAAAGUGGUUUCGUUUCAAACAGCUGUUCCAAGAUUUAAUGCAAAAAUAUCCCUAUCUGUCAGACGCAACCAAGCUACACUAUCUGACGCAAACACUGAAAGGAAAGGCAGAAAGUGUUCUCAGCGAGCAAAUUUUAAACGAGAACAACUUCCAAGCAGCAUGGAAUUUAUUGGAAGAGAGAUAUGAAAACAAAAGAACGAUCAUCGAUAUUCAUGUAGGAGGUCUUCUCAAUCUGAGAAAAAUGAGCAGAGAAACUUCUUCGGAUCUCAGACAGCUUGUUGAGGAAUGCGCAGUGACCAUCCGAGCCAAAGUUUUUAUUCAGGAACUAUGGGCCAAUAAUGUAAACUGGGACGAACAUUUGACAGAAGAGCAGGAGACAAGAUGGCGACAGUUUAAAGAUGAAUUGCAGAACAUUAACGAAGUGAGGAUCUCACGGCGUUCUAUCGGUGACAAAUCAGUGGCAUUCGAAAUACAUGGAUUUUCAGACGCGAGCAAAAGGGCGUACGGAGCAUGUGUGUAUUUGCGUAGCCUUAAGGCAGACAAUACGAGUGAAAUGCAUCUUCUCAGUAGUAAAACUCGUGUAGCUCCGUUACCAAAGAAACCAGGAAGUAAGCGUGGCAGUAAACCUUUUACGAUCCCAAGAGCCGAACUUUGCGGUGCUUUGCUUUUGGCGAAACUUGUCACUACGGUGAUUGAGUCCAUGAAACUACACCUUAAUGCGGUAACCCUUUGGUGUGAUUCACAAAUUGUUCUUUGCUGGCUCAACAAAUCUCCAGCUAACCUUGAAGUUUUCGUGGGUAACAAGGUUCGUGAAAUAAAUCAGUUAACGGCACAUUACAAAUGGCAAUAUAUCAAUUCAAAGGAAAACCCAGCAGAUCUUGCUUCGCGUGGGGUUAAUGCAUUGGAACUAAUGAAAUCUGCAUUGUGGUGGCAUGGUCCGUCCACGAUACAGAACACUAGUGACAUCAAUAGUCAGUCUGAGUUAGUCCACACUAGUGUAGAAGAGCUACGAGAUUCAGUGCACGCCAACGUAUCGUUGCAGGAUUGCCCUAAUGAAUUACUAACUAGAUACAGCAACUUCAGAAAGCUCCAGCGGGUGUUCGCCUACGCCAUCAGAUUUAUAAACAACUCUCGUGCGAAAGACAAGACUCAGCGAGUUUUGGGAUCGUUGACAGUAGCCGAGUUGCGACAAGCUACGCAAAAUAUUAUCGCCCAAACACAGAAGGAAGGUUUCAGUGAUGAGUUAAAAUUGUUAAGGCGUGGUAGAGCAAAAAUGCUUCUACCGUUGACUCCGUUCAUCGAUCAACACGGCAUGCUACGUGUCGGCGGUCGUCUAAGACAUGCUAGGAUUCCGUUCGGUAAAAAACAUCAGUUACUGUUACCACGAAGUCAUCAUGUAACAAAGAUUUUGAUAAUGUCCCUUCACAAGGAGCAUCUACAUGUUGGGCCACAAGCCUUGCUGUCGAUAGUACGCCAAAGGUACUGGCCCGUUAGAGCAAAAAGUGUUAUACGCCAAGUCAUUAAGAAAUGUGUCCAAUGUUUUCGAAUGCAUCCUCCUGAGGUCGUUCAAUUUAUGGGUGAGUUACCCGCCUUCCGAGUCAACCCUUCGCUACCUUUUUCGACAACGGGGGUUGACUAUGCGGGGCCCUUUUUCAUUCGUCAAGGUGUCCGACAUAUGGCAAAGGUGAAAGCUUACGUGGCUCUAUUUAUAUGUAUGAGUACAAAAGCAGUACAUCUCGAAUUGGUGUCCGACUUAACCAGCGAGGCAUUUUUGGCAGCCCUUCAAAGAUUUGUUGGUCGUCGUGGUUGCCCAGAACAAAUACUAUCUGACAACGCAACUAAUUUCCGAGGAGCCCAAUCGCAGCUACAUGAGCUGUACUUGUUGUUCUCGUCUCAACAAGCAAAUGAUGCGAUCAACCAUUUCUGCACUGCACGGGAAAUUCAGUGGUCGUUCAUACCGCCGCGAUCGCCAAACUUCGGAGGCAUUUGGGAGGCCGGAGUGAAGGCAGCAAAGUCUCAUCUAAAAAUCAUUCUGCGAGAUGCAUCUUUGAAAUACGAAGAAAUGAAUACGGUAUUAGUGCAAAUAGACGCUGUCUUGAACUCGAGACCGCUAACACAGUUGUCUGCGGAUGUCAAUGAUCUUUCGGCUCUAACCCCGGGUCACUUUUUAGUAGGACGUGAAUUAGUUGCAGUUCCUGACCCGAAUUUCAAGGAGAUACGUUUGUCGUCACUGUCGAGGUGGCAGCAUUUGCAGAAACUAAAACAUGAUUUCUGGAUUAGAUGGUCGUCUGAGUAUCUCCACGAAUUACAGCCAAGGAGUAAAUGGUACAAAAAUAAGUUGAUCUUACAACCAGGAAUGUUAAUAGUUCUCAAGGAGGAUAAUGUUGCUCCGCAACAGUGGCGUAUGGGGAGCAUAAAGGAGGUAUGUCCCGGUAUCGACGGAUUGGUACGCGCAGUGAAGGUAAAAACAUCGACCGGAGAAGUAUGCCGAGGAGUGAGCAAGAUUUCUGUCUUGCCGAUUGAGGAUAACGAAGUACCAGAAAAUGAAUGA
Topomyia yanbarensis is the source of this 2829-nucleotide messenger RNA. RefSeq lists its product as uncharacterized. The record is from RefSeq and is a predicted model, not a curated record. Bases 1 to 2829 code for a protein of 942 amino acids. Lineage: Eukaryota; Metazoa; Arthropoda; Insecta; Diptera; Culicidae. The transcript has 3 exons. Gene Ontology annotation, molecular function: nucleic acid binding. Gene Ontology annotation, biological process: DNA integration.